Hyaloscypha bicolor E is the source of this 1239-nucleotide messenger RNA. RefSeq names its product ArfGap-domain-containing protein. Lineage: Eukaryota; Fungi; Ascomycota; Leotiomycetes; Helotiales; Hyaloscyphaceae. The record is from RefSeq and is a predicted model, not a curated record. Gene Ontology annotation, biological process: regulation of endocytosis; regulation of ARF protein signal transduction. Bases 1 to 1239 code for a protein of 412 amino acids. Gene Ontology annotation, cellular component: Golgi membrane. Gene Ontology annotation, molecular function: GTPase activator activity. The transcript is spliced from 4 exons.
AUGGCCAGCAAGGCGAUGUGGGAGGUGGAUCCGGAGACUCGAUCAAAGCUCCUCGAGAUCCAAAAAACCAACCAAAACGACCGGUGCUGCGACUGCGGGGCCCCCUCUCCGCAAUGGGCGUCCCCGAAAUUCGGGAUCUUUAUAUGCCUCAGUUGUGCGGGGGUACAUAGGGGAUUGGGUGUGCAUAUCAGUUUUGUGCGGAGUAUCACGAUGGAUGCGUUUAAGGCUGUUGAGAUUCAGCGGAUGAAGGAGGGGGGGAAUAGUGUUUGGAAGGGCUUUUUUGGGGAGGCGGAGGGGAAUCAGAUGGCUGGGAUAACAAAUUGGGUGGGGAGGAGUGACAAAUGGGACUGGGGAAGAUCGAGAAGAGAGUUGUUGACAGUGGACCUGCACAGCUGGGACGACGCAACAAUCGCAGAACGCUACUCCGGCGAGGUAGGCGAAGAAUACAAAGAGCGUCUAACCGCCAAAGUCGAAGGAAGAGAAUACGUACCGGGCAGCAAACCACCGCCAUCCUCAACCACCUCCCGCUCCCAAACGCCCCGUUCCCAAACCCCCAUCUCCACUCGUCAAGCGAGCACCUCCACCCCCUCUGCCUCCGCUUCCCUCCCACCAGGCUCCAAAGCCAAAGUCGACGACAAAUACUUCGCCGGCCUGGGCGCCGCGAACGCGAGCCGUCCAGACGACCUACCUCCUUCUCAAGGCGGAAAAUACGCCGGUUUUGGAAGCCAGCCAGCGGAAGCGCCGAAGCGGGAUGCUGCGUUACCGGGCUUCGAUGAUCUGCAGAAGGAUCCGGUGGCUGCGUUGAGCAAGGGGUUUGGAUGGUUUACGAAUACCGUGGGCAAGACGGCGAAGCAGGUUAAUGAGGGCUGGGUGCAGCCUACUGCUACUAAGUUAGCAGAAACAGACCUCGCAGCCCAAGCCCGCCUCACAGCCGCGAGCGUCGCUCGCGGCGCGCAAACAGGUGCGAAGAGCGCAGCAGACGGCUUUAACCGGUUCGUCGAAGGCACGGCGUCGAAUUCAUCUGGAUCGGGGGGUGGUGGCGCCUAUAGAGAUGUGCCGAUCGAUGAGAGCAAGAAGGAUUUUUGGGACAGCUUUGCGGAGGCCGGAGCCGCGAGACAGCAGGGGAUGGGAGGGGGGAGGCCGAGCGCGGUGGGGACGAGCGCUAUUAAGAAGAAUACGGGGGGAGGGAUGGGUGGGCCGAUGGCGGGGAAGAAGGAUGAUGAGUGGGAUAAGUGGUAG